This is a messenger RNA of Alnus glutinosa, 1365 nucleotides long. RefSeq lists its product as uncharacterized. The transcript is spliced from 9 exons. Bases 306 to 1214 code for a protein of 302 amino acids. Gene Ontology annotation, biological process: U5 snRNA 3'-end processing; exonucleolytic trimming to generate mature 3'-end of 5.8S rRNA from tricistronic rRNA transcript (SSU-rRNA, 5.8S rRNA, LSU-rRNA); U4 snRNA 3'-end processing. Gene Ontology annotation, cellular component: nuclear exosome (RNase complex); cytoplasmic exosome (RNase complex). The record is from RefSeq and is a predicted model, not a curated record. NCBI's taxonomy places the organism in Eukaryota, Viridiplantae, Streptophyta, Magnoliopsida, Fagales, Betulaceae.
UUGAGCUCUUCAAUUUAAAAGUUUCACCAGAUUUUGAAGAAAAACCCAAAUUUCCUUCAUGCAUCAAACUCUUCAAACUUUCUCCAAAAUAAUUUGUCAGAAACCCUCUCUAUAUUUAACCCCACAAUUCCUUACGGUAUCUAUUUUUUUAUCAUUUUUUUUUUUUCCUUUCCCGCUUCUUCCUUCUUCUUCCUCGGCGCCCCUUUUCCUUUCACGGUGGCUGGGUCGCACAAGCGGGACGAGCUGGUCCGGAUUGGCCACGAUUCCGAUAGUGGGCUUAAGGGUCAUUAGAUAAAGAAGAGAGAAUGGGAUUGCCAGAUACAUCCGGAGAUUUGUCAUCGGAAGUGGAGGUUGAUGCUUUUAGACGCCUCUUCCCUCUUCGUUUUUAUGAGCGUCAUCUCGCUGAAUCUAUCCGGCCUGAUGGUAGGCCACUUGGAAGAGCUAGAGAUACAACUAUAUCCCUUGGGGCUGUUGCAUCUGCUGAUGGGUCAGCAUUGGCAAAGAUUGGUUCAACUACAAUGUUGGCUGCUAUUAAAAUGGAAGUCAUGACUCCUUCCAUGGAGUCACCAGAUGAGGGCUGCUUAGCUAUUGAUUUCCACAUGCCUCCAAUUUGUUCUCCAAUUGUUAGGCCUGGCAGGCCAGCUGAGGCAGCACCAGUAGUGUCAAAACAAUUAUCUGACACUAUUUCAAGUUCUGGCACGGUUGAUUUGAAAGAGUUAUCCUUGGUCAGUGGAAAAGCUGCUUGGAUGGCAUACUUGGACAUAUACUGUUUGGAUGCUGAUGGUGCUCUCUUUGAUGCUGCUUUACUUUCAGCUGUUGCUGCCUUGUCUUAUUUACAAAUCCCUGCAGUUUCCCUAAACGAGGACGGUAGAGUUGUUGUUGUGUCUGAGGAAGAUGGACGAAAGACGGAAAAGGAGCCUGUUAAUAAAGAGAAGAGGAAGCUCACACUGAAAAGCAUUCCUUUCUCACUAACAUGCAUACUUCAUAAGAACUACAUCUUGGCAGACCCUACUGCAGAGGAAGAGUCCAUCAUGGAAACUCUUGUUACUGUGGUUUUGGAUUCAUCAAGUCGACUCAUUUCUCUUUAUAAGCCAGGCGGACCAGUUCUCGCUUAUACAUCAUCUAUCCAGGAUUCCAUUGCACUGACAAGGCAAAGAGUGAGGGAACUACAGAAGAUUUUAGAUGAAGCCAAUUCUGGUAUGGAGGUGGACUAGCUUUGAUAUUUAUUUUUCGAGGGGACUGUCAUAUUGAUUCAUGCAGUUGGUGAGUAGUUCUGUUUUGCAUCUCUAUUUGUUUAUUCCUGGUUGCUGUAGUGACAUUGUUUACUCUAUAAAAAAGGUUUUGAAGAGUAGCAUCAUUAAUCAA